Parastagonospora nodorum SN15 is the source of this 543-nucleotide messenger RNA. RefSeq lists its product as hypothetical. The record is from RefSeq and is a predicted model, not a curated record. The transcript is spliced from 2 exons. The coding region runs from base 1 to 543 and encodes 180 amino acids. NCBI's taxonomy places the organism in Eukaryota, Fungi, Ascomycota, Dothideomycetes, Pleosporales, Phaeosphaeriaceae.
AUGGUAUUCCGAGGCCCUCCUACACUCACGCCCAAUGCUGAGUGUCUUGCCAUCAUGCAGGCAAACCAGCAAAACUCGCCGCUCCUUCGCCUCCCAGCAGAGCUCCGUCAAAUGGUAUACAACUACGCCCUUGACACCAACUCCGCCGCUUCUCCGGGCACCCUCUGUCGCGCAUCGCGGCAGUUAUUUGCAGAGACAUCUGAAGACUAUUUCAAGCAAAAUUUCAUCGUCCAAUACCUGCAAACGCAUCAUUACGAGGACCUUGAGGAGCUGGAGCGUCACAUCAAACAUCUCGGUCCUGAUCAGCGCGGGGGUUUCCGCGAGCUCAUACUGAACAACAAAGUCCUUUUGCAGCUACGGCAAUUAAAGGAAGACGAAUGCCUGCUGUCGCAUUUUCCCAAUCUUCAUUGCAUCUCCUUGAGAUCGCAAGUUGGCGUUGCGGAAGAUAUGCUUGACUAUGCAAGACAAUGGAGUGAAUUUCUACGACCGAGACUUGGAUCUUCUGUUUGCUACAGGCUUCAGUUUAAAUGGAAUCCCAUCUAG